Molecule: messenger RNA, 1525 nt
Organism: Triticum aestivum (bread wheat)
Lineage: Eukaryota; Viridiplantae; Streptophyta; Magnoliopsida; Poales; Poaceae
Product: tryptamine benzoyltransferase 1
Exons: 2
Coding region: 163-1455 (430 amino acids)
Molecular function (GO): acyltransferase activity, transferring groups other than amino-acyl groups
Source: RefSeq, a predicted model, not a curated record
CACAACAACACCACCAGCAGCAGCAGCACGCACGUAGAACUAGCCUUAGCGCAGGACCUCUUCUAAACACUUCCGCUAUAGCACGCUAUUUAAAACCAUGGGUGUAGAUCGACCUUGUGCACGCGUUCGUACGCAGAAAGAAACCAGCAGCAGCAGAGCACGAUGCUGAGGCCGGUGUACCGCGUGCCGCACCCUCUGGCAGGCGACAAGGUCCAGCUGACCGUCUUCGACCGCGCAGCCAUCGACACGUACGUCCCCAUCGUGCUCGCCUACCUCGCCCCGGCGCCGUCCAACGAGGCGCUCAAGGAGGGCCUCCUCCGGGCCAUCGCGCUCUACCCUCACCUGCUAGGGCGCUUCGCCGUCGACGGCCACGGCCGGCGCUUCCUGCACCUCAACAACGAGGGCGUGCUUGUCAUAGAGGCCGAUGUCCCGGCCGACUUGGCAGACGUGCUCGCAACCGGCGGCAUGACCACGGACGUCGCCGGCUUUUACCCUACAGUGCCCGAGGAGAGCGUUGGAGCGGCGCUGCUGCAGGUGAAGCUCAGCCGGUACAGGUGUGGCGGCCUCCUGCUCGGCGUCAUAUCCCACCACCACAUCGCCGACGGCAUGGCAGCGAGCACAUUCUACGGCGCGUGGGCGACCGCGGUGCGCGAGGGCAAGGGCUUCAGCGUGCCGUCCCCUUUCCUAGACCGUGCGGCCACCGCCGUGCCUCGCAGCACGCCGAAGCCGGUGUUGGACCACCGGUCCAUCGAGUUCAGAGGCAGCUCCAUUAGCCAGUCCCAUGCCCUUGUACCCAUGGACAAGAUCAAGAACAUCGCCGUGCACUUCCCUGUAGAGUUCAUCGCUGAGCUCAAGUCCCGCGUUGAUGCACCUUGCAGCACGUUCCAGUGCCUGCUGGCGCACGUGUGGAAGAAGAUCACGGCGGCGCGCGGUCUGAACCCUGAGGAGUUCACGCAGGUGAGGGUGGGCGUGAACUGCAGGGGCAGGGCCAGCCCACCCGUGCCAAUGGACUUCUUCGGGAACAUGGUGCUCUGGGCGUUCCCCAGGCUUCAGGUCCGGGACGUGCUGGGAUUGAGCUACGGCUGCGUGGUAGGUGCCAUCCGCGACGCCGUGGCGCGCAUCGACGACGAGUACAUCCAGUCGUAUGUGGACUUCGGCGGUGUGGCGGACGCCAACGGAGAGCAGCUCGCGGCGACGUCAAGUUUCGGGGCCAUGCUCUGUCCGGACACAGAGGCGGAAAGCUGGCUGGGGUUUAGGUUCCAUCAGCUCGACUUUGGAACCGGACAGCCUUCGGCGUUCCUGCCGCCGGGGUUGCCGGUCGAGGGGCUGAUGGUCUUCGUGCCGUCGCGCACCGCCAAGGGCAGCGUCGACCUCUUCAUGGCCAUCGCGGAGGAUCAUGUCACUGCGUUCAACAAGAUUUGCUACUCCCUGGAUCUUCUCCCAUCUAGGAUGUAAGAAUUAAUUUGAGGGUCAUUGCACGGUUCUACAAAAAUUCAUUCAUGAAUCACAAAUCAAUAAAGAGGUU